AUGCCCUCUUUUGUCCCGUCGACUGAUAACCAUCCCCAACAACUACAAUCUUCUGCAGCAGGAGCACCAAGUGACACAGCAGCGAGACAAGGCUCACGUAUGCAACGGUUCACUCGGUUGGAGGACUUGGCAGAUCUCGAAGACCUAACUGUACGACUGCCCGCAACCGCUCCUUCUGCUAGCCUGAGCCGUGUCACGCCCGUUGUCAGCAGUCACAGUCACACUAAUCGCUCAAAUGGGAACGGGGAGCAACACAACGACUUUGAACAAGACCAUGAGCGCGAAGAGAGGAGAGAGCAGGAUGAACGUACCCGACAGUACAUCGAAGCACACACUACCUUCCUCGACAGCGCAGACACAGAGGGGUCUGGAUACAUCCCUCCUCGACCCUCUGUCACAACAACAGCAGCAGAAGCUGGCUAUUCCCUGCAUCAUCGUCACUAUCACGACCACCACCCUCUGGACGAACAUUCACAUGCUUCAGCUUCUGCAUCUGCAUCAAGAACAACGGCGUACUACCCUUCCUCUCUCGCAGAGGACGAAGACUACACCACCCCUAGAACCCCUAACAGUUUCCUGUCCAGCCCUUCUCUGGGUUACUAUUCUCACCCCUCUCGACCUCCCUCACAGACAGGAUACUGGCAGGACCAGGGGGGUUCGUCCUUCAACCUCAUUAUGCCUUCCUCCGCAAUGUUUGUGAAGAGUAGGGAACCGACGGCAGAGGGGGAUAAACUCGGGUUUGUGAAGCUGAUGGUUGCCGGGCAGAGUCGGGUGUGGAAUUCUCGGCUGAUUCAGGACAUGUUCCAGUGGGAUGGGGUUAUUGCCAAUGACUUUGAUGAUGAGUUCCUGCAGGACCCUUUGUUGAACGAUAGUGAUACCGUCGCUGCAGUGGCGGGUAGCAAUGGUGUCGGUGUGAGAGAGGCGAUUGUGGAGCAUUAUGCGUCGUCGAUGGUGCUCCCAGCCUGGGCUCGUGCUGGGUUUGAAGACCAGGAGCUGCAUCAAGAGAUCCUUGUCAAGAACAUCUGCAUUGUGGAUACACCAGGAUACAGCGCAUUCAACAAUCCCAAUCGUGCAAUGGACCUCGUCAUCUCAUAUCUCGGUCUACAGUUCCAAACCACCAACGAGUUCUUUUCCCGCUCAGCACUGAGCGACGAUUCCUUGGGGCGGUUUCUGGCCAAUAACACAACGGGGGCUCACUCCCAUGUCGAUGCUUGUCUCUAUGUGAUCGAGGGCCAGCUAUCGGAGAUUGAUAUCCUGUUCAUGCAGCGUCUCCAACCCUGGGUCAAUCUUAUCCCUGUCCUCAUCCCGCCUUCGACUCACCUGUGGGAAAGGGAAAGGGAACGAGUGCCACAGGAGGGUCAGGAGGAAGAGGACGUCAUCAUGUUUACGCCCACCAACACAACAGAGAUGAUUGCAAGCGCACGGAUGGAUCUGAUUCGGCAACUCAAGGAACACGAGAUUCAUAUCUAUGGAAUUGACCUUGACGGCGCAUUGUCAGAUCCACCUAUCUCGACUUCUUCAAACUCUUCUCCCUUCACGACGGCGGAAUCGCCCGAGGCUGAUUUGGCAUCCCCACCGUUGUUGGCCUUGGAUGGUAUCAACCUGCUCUCGCCCGAGUUCACCUCACCGCCCUUUAUUUUUCAUGUCCCACCGAGCCUUAUGGAGGAUACAGGGGUUGGGCAGUUGGACAGGGAUGUCUUGCAGCUGGAUGUGGUGACCACGCAGGAGAGCAAGGAUCCCCAGGAUGAUGAGGAUGGUAGCGAUAAUGGUCAUCACUCUACUCUAUUACCGACUAUACCACAGCAUCGAGCGUCGUCUGCGCUGGGUGUGCAGGAGGACUUGCCGGAUCUGGGACCGCUGCGACGUUGGGUCUAUGUCAAGCACCUUGCUGCACUGCGUCAUCAUACGACCCAAAAGUUCUUGUCAUGGAGGAGGCACCUGCCGUUGAUGCCUAAUCUGGAGAGCCCUAUGGAGUCGUCGCAGGAUUCGGGGUCGUACCGUCAACAGCAGCGUCGGCAUCAUAAUUCGCAUGGAGGACAGCUACCACAGCAGCAGUCACUUAAUGCGUUUUCGAGUUAUUCUGGACUUGGGUCUCAUCGACCUGCGCUGUCGACUGCUACCCAUAGUCCACCGCCCUCUAUCUCUGUUACCCGCCUCAACCAUCCCCUUCAACAACAGCAUUUAAGCAAUCAAAGGACAAUGCCGACGGAUAUGUUGGGCGACCUGCGAGCACAGGAUCAAGUACGGAUAUCGGAAAAGGUGGUGCGGAUGCUGGAGACACAGGGACAGGUCUUUGAGAGGAUCUUGCAGGAGCGGCAGGUUGCGUGGCGGCAAGCUUUGGAGGGCAUGGAGCGUGAGCAGCGGAUUGAGUUUUUGAUGCAUGAGCUGCGACGGUGGGCGAACGAGGGUCCUAACUCUAAGGAGCAGACACGGGAAUUGGAGCGAGGGGGCUCGAAACAGAAGAGGUUGGAUGUACAGUACCGGGAGGGUUCACGGGAUUCUGAGUGGGGUAGUGCAGGUGGUGGUGCUGGGGUAGGGCUAGGAUUGGGUGCGAGUGGAGUUGCGGUGGGAUCGGCAGUAGCAACAGUACCAGCGGAGCCAUCGUUGCGGGAUGCGUUGCUUUCGGUGGAGUAUGGAGUUGGAGUCUCCAACAGUGUGCGGGCUACCACUACCAGCGUUUCCAGGCGCAAGAGCCACAAGUCUAAAUACGCCGGUGGUAGGGACCCUCGGAGCACUAAGAAGAGUCGAUCCUCUGCCUCUUCCUCCAAGGUGUCAUCCACCCCCGCAUCCCCUCAUCGCGAGGACGUGGAUAUGCAGCAUAGCAAGAUCGAUGUCGCUAUGCCCUUCACCUCUAUUUUGGAACCGAAUGUCACAUCCCUGCUGCCUAUAUGGAUUCGCGCCAGUAUCAACGCCUCAUACGCCUCCAGUACAACCAUUGGCUUUGCCUCUGCCACUGUUUCCAAUGCUGUCACUGCCUCUUUUUGGUCCCGAGAGCCUCCAGCUCACCAGUCGUCAGGCUACAAGAGGAACCGCCAAGCAGACACCUACGAAUCUGUCAAGCUCGAGAAAGAUGAUGGUCGAUGGGAACUCAAGAAGAACAAGCGAUUUGUUGACAAUGCCGCCUAUAGCCUGAACCUCGUCAAGACUUGUUCCGUCCAGGCGGCCGCCGUCGCUGAUGCCACCUACAGCAACAUCAGCAAUAUCCUUAAGGCUCACUCCCAGCAUGCCAACUCUGCAGCACCCGCUGCUCAUUCCUUUAGUCAACAGCUACUUACUAUUACCCAGGACACCAACAAAAGCAACAGCAUCAACACCAGCCACCCAAGUUCAUCCUGCCAACUAUACCACCACCACCACCACCACCACCAACGGCGCCGCCUCCGCUCUGUCCCAAUCCUGCCGUCCGAGAUCAGAUGA
Messenger RNA from Linnemannia hyalina, 3417 nucleotides. Lineage: Eukaryota; Fungi; Mortierellomycota; Mortierellomycetes; Mortierellales; Mortierellaceae. The record is from the annotation of a GenBank genome assembly.